AUGGUAAUCCCUGCAAACGUAGUUGUUACCAUUUAUAAGAACAACUAUCAAACAGGAGAAUCCAUGGUGCUCGAAGGCCCGAAAGAGGUGUCUUUUGAAGGAAGCCAACUGAAACAAUGGAAUGAUAACAUUGAGAGUAUGGUGAUAAAAAGAGCUGACGACUUUUAGAAAGCAGCAGGUGAAGUCGAUAAAAUUAGAGGAGAAUGGUGA
Stylonychia lemnae is the source of this 210-nucleotide messenger RNA. The record is from the annotation of a GenBank genome assembly. Lineage: Eukaryota; Ciliophora; Spirotrichea; Sporadotrichida; Oxytrichidae.